CCACUUGAAACCAUUUUUAAAAAAUACUUCUUUCUACAGACAAGAAAAGGCUAAUCAAGAGACUAGCUGAAGCAUAGAUAUAUGGCCAUGGAAGUGGCUGUGGAGCUUGAGCUUGAUGAUGAUGUUUUCUUUGCGGACAUAAGCAAGCAACUCAAUCUCUUAAUCACAGAUGAAGAUGAACAAAACCCUAUUUCACUUUCCUCUUCUGUCUCUUUCCAGGGUUUGUUCAGAGGAAACUACCAAACAUCAGCAACACCAUAUAUGAUGUACAAUGAGCAGAUCAAUUACAACGUAAGAGAGAGCAAAGGAACAGGAGUGUUUAUCCCAAGAUCUUCUCAGCCAAGAAGGAAACAUAAUCAUCAUCCUCAUCAAAAGAAGCAAGGGAGAUUCGGUUCCUUCAUCCCCAAGCAACAGUUUCCUCAUCAUCAUGUUCAUGACUACAAUCCCACAACUCUCAACAACAACAACCAAGAAAGCAUCACCUUUCAUCAUCCUUCUACUAACCCAAGAAGAACCUACAGAGACGCAGCAUCUCUUUUCACUUAGUCAAUCAAGUUUCAAGGACAUG
Messenger RNA from Arabidopsis arenosa, 568 nucleotides. The record is from the annotation of a GenBank genome assembly. Lineage: Eukaryota; Viridiplantae; Streptophyta; Magnoliopsida; Brassicales; Brassicaceae.